UUCAUAACACUUCAAACAGUUUAUUUUAUAGUUUAUUGCAAAUUAAUUUAAAUCUAAAUUUCAGAUAAAAUGUUAGGUAGGUUCAGCAAACAGUUUCAUAACAAGUUCAAAGAUUUAGUAAAAUAUGUUUUGAAAGAAAAAUGUAUAAGUAAUAUAGGUGCGUAUUUUAAUACGCGUUUGUUAAGUGGCCUUGAGACACAGAAACCGAUCCGACAAUAUGCUGCUGAAGCCACGAUACCGAUUUCACCCCCAGAAGUCCAUUGUUUCGACGCAAGCAAAAUUCCAACCGAAGUUAAAAUCACAAAGGCAGAAGCUCUAGAAUUAUACGAGAACAUGGUCCUCAUACGGCGCAUGGAGACUGAGAUAGCCAGUCUGUACAAAGAAAAGAAGGUGUAUGGGUUCUGCCAUCUGUAUGUGGGCACGGAGGCAGUGGGUACCGGCAUAGUCUCGAAUAUGAAACCGGUUGAUAAUCUUAUUACUUCGUACAGAUGCCAUGCUUUCGCCAUGAUGUUCCAAAACAGGCAGAAGAAGAACGGACCGUAUACCGUGAUGUCAGAGCUUGCGGGCAAAGCCGACGGAAUAUCGGCCGGCAAGGGAGGUUCCAUGCAUAUCUACGUGCCGCCAUACUUCUAUGGCGGCCAGGGAAUAGUGGGCGGACAGGUACCACUCGGCAUCGGACUGGGUUUUGGCCAUAUGUAUACCGAUGACGGGGGCGUAGCCUUCGCCCUGUACGGCGACGGGGCCUCCAAUCAAGGACAGGUAUACGAGUCGUUUAAUAUGGCGGCGCUACUCAAACUACCAGUUGUAUUCAUAUGCGAGAACAACUUGUAUGGCAUGGGCACCGCGGCCAAGAGGUCUUCAUCCAGUCUGGAGUACUACAAGGCUGGCAGGGUCAUCCCCGGGAUCAAGGCCGAUGGCAUGGACGUGAUCACUACCAGGGAGAUAGCCAAGGUAGCGAGCGACUACAGCCGCGCCGGCAACGGCCCAAUACUCCUCCAAUUCGAAUGUUACCGCUACUACGGACACUCCAUGUCGGAUCCGGGCACGAGUUACAGAACGCGCGAGGAGGUGCAACAGGUCCGGCAGUCUAGGGACCCCUUAAACCAUCUCAAGGACACGCUCACGGACACACAACUCGCAACUGAUGAAGAGAUUGAGGAAAUUAACAAGAAAGCGAAGAAACUAUGUGCAGAAGCAAAGAAAGCUGCCGAAACGGCCCCCGUUCCAGACGUAAAAGAGCUAUACACAGAUCUCUAUGUGAAAUAUCUCGAGGAACCAAGAAGAAGAACAUGUGUUGGGUGACUUAUACAUAAAAUACUUAUAAAAUUUUCGGAGAUGUAGUCCAGUCAAUAUUUAUAUGAAAACUUUUAAAAAUUGGUCGUUGGCAAUGUACCAUCACGCUCCGCGAUUGUUGCGCCAUUUAGGGUCCUAGCUAAAUUGCUUGUUCGAUAUUUGCGCUAUGGAAUGUCCAAUUUAGCUAGGACCCUAAAUUACUUAACAUUUCCAUGUCACCACAUGAGUUCAGUCACCGACUGAACCUCUCAAAAUUUACUGUAACAUGAAUUGUAUUUUUCAUAUUUAUGGUUUGAAAGUGGAUAUUUUUUGACGUAUAUUUUUAUAUGGUGUAUAUGAGUAUGGUGUUUUUUUUUGAUGUUUUGUAAAUAAAUUAUUCAAUGUUAA
Messenger RNA from Cydia splendana, 1680 nucleotides. RefSeq lists its product as uncharacterized. The record is from RefSeq and is a predicted model, not a curated record. Gene Ontology annotation, biological process: pyruvate decarboxylation to acetyl-CoA. The transcript has 9 exons. Gene Ontology annotation, molecular function: pyruvate dehydrogenase (acetyl-transferring) activity. Bases 70 to 1302 code for a protein of 410 amino acids. Lineage: Eukaryota; Metazoa; Arthropoda; Insecta; Lepidoptera; Tortricidae.